GUGAGCAUCGUCAAUUUAAUUGCCUGUCAAAUCUGUAAACGAAGCGAAGUAACAUUUAUUUUGUGUAUUGUCUUGAUUUUAAUUAAACUAAAAAAAACUAUGUCUGAUUACGACAAAGUACGAGUUGGUAAAUUGGUUUUGAAAGGAGAAUCGUCCAAAGCAAAGAAGCGUAAACAUAAACACAAGGAUAAAAAGGAAAAGGGUGAGAAAAAACGAGCCAUCGUGGAUGAAGAUGCGGUGAAACACGGUGGUUGGUGGAGAGCGACCAAAUUUGAGGAUAUCGUUGGAUCAGUUGCCAUUGAGUUUGGCAAGCAAACAUAUAUAAAAAGUUUGGACAAUGGUCUUUUUACACUCGGUGCACCGCAUGACGAGGGCGAUGGUCCGACACCAGAAGAAAUUUUCACGGCAUUGGCAAUCAAUGAACGACACAUUGCUCUAAAGUCUGGCUAUGGCAGAUAUUUGCGAGUGGAAAAAGACGGAAUUAUCACUGGACGCUCGGAAGCGGUCGGCGGACUGGAACAAUUCGAACCAGUUUUUCAGGAUGGAAAAAUGGCACUACAAGCAGCAAACACUUUUUUCGUUGCCAUCGAUCCGGAAGAUGAUGCAGUUGUGGCAUUGAGGAAGUCAGUAGGAGAAGCUGAAGUGUGUUCGAUUCGUACGUGUGCGGUGAGAGAAAUCAACGCAGUCGACGAUGCACCUGUAGAAGAACAAGGCAGCUUAACCGAAGUUGAAUUGAAUUAUGUCAAAAAAUUUCAAAAAUUCCAAGACAAAAAAUUACGUAUCAACAAAGAAGACUCCAGCUCAUUGAAAAAAGCCAAAGAUGAAGGCACUUUACAUGAAACACUCUUGGAUCGUCGUAGUAAAAUGAAAGCUGAUCGCUAUUGUAAAUGAAGAAAAAACUGAUUGAUUGAAUAAAUGGAUUGAUGAAAAUGUGCCGAGAUUGAA
Messenger RNA from Sitodiplosis mosellana (orange wheat blossom midge), 945 nucleotides. It is a transcript of the gene FRG1, whose product is annotated as protein FRG1 homolog. The record is from RefSeq and is a predicted model, not a curated record. The transcript is spliced from 4 exons. Gene Ontology annotation, cellular component: nucleolus; catalytic step 2 spliceosome; striated muscle dense body. Gene Ontology annotation, molecular function: actin filament binding. Lineage: Eukaryota; Metazoa; Arthropoda; Insecta; Diptera; Cecidomyiidae. The coding region runs from base 100 to 891 and encodes 263 amino acids.